AUGUUUUCCUUCGAUAACAGUUUUUGGUCCAUCUUCACCUUGACACUCGUUGGUAUUUGCUGUGGUAGACCAGUAUUGAAAUCGGCACCGGGCAUAGAAAUUCUUCCGGCUGAAUUUUCUAGCGGAAGUGGACCAAAUUACCUUGUAGUGAAUAAUGCAACCAAAAAAUUAUUAGCCGAAUCAGGAGUACGAUCGCAAGCCCCGUUUAUUAUUACAAACCAACGAGCGACUGUUAGUCAACCAGUACCCGCGCAAGUGCAGAAUCAGCAACCCCAGCCGCAGUCGCAGCCGCAGUAUCAGCAACCCCAGCCGCAGUCGCAGCCGCAGUAUCAGCAACCUCAGCCGCAGUCGCAGCCGCAGUAUCAGCAACCCCAGCCGAAAUCGCAGCCGCAGUACCAGCAACCCCAGCCGCAGUCGCAGCCGCAGUAUCAGCAACCCCAGCCACAAUAUCAAGGGCCUAAGCAACCAGAACAAAUAGAGUACGAAGAACAAGAGAGCGAGGAACAAGAGUACGAAGAACAAGAAUACGAAGAACAAGAGUACGAAGAACAAGAGUACGAAGAACAAGAGUACGAAGAACAAGAGUACGAAGAACAAGAGUACGAAGAACAAGAGUAUCAGUAUCAAGAGGAUCAGUAUGAAGAGGACCAGUAUGAAGAGGAUCAGUAUGAAGAGGAUCAGUAUCAGGACGAUCAGUAUCAGUAUGAGUAUGAAGAGGACCAGUAUCAAGAUUAUCAGUAUGAAGAGGAUCAAUAUCAGUAUUAAGAGGAUCAGUUGUUCCCAGAUUUGGAUAGGACCUUUCAACCGUACGAUUAAAAAUAUAUUUAUGGAUUUGGUUCAUUUGGGGAGCCCUUUACUAAGACACACAGCUGCAUGUGGUGAGUAGAGGAAAAAGCAAUUUUUCCCCUUCGUUUGGACAAACAUUAUUUAUGGUACCAUUUCAUAUUUCAGGGAUUUUGGCGUGGUGUGCGGUCCGACGGCCACAAAAAUCGACACGGACAUUCAGAGGGAAAUUUCGCACUCUGCCUUCAAUAUAUGUAUAGAACGCGGCGGUUAUCAUCCCCGCAUGCGAGAGCAUCAGCCUGUUUUUAGCUGGAAGAGGGUUUUUCUCAGCACGACCCCACACAAGGCCACACAAGGCCACACAUAAAAUGGCUGUGCACAUUUUUGAAAUCCUUGCCAAAGGGGAUGCAAGGGAUGAAGGGUCCAUCCUGAUAAUGCAUCCGGAUGCAUCUUGCUUCCGGCUAAACAUACAAUCAGUCAUAUUGCGAAAUGAAAGUGUGGGACAAUGGAGAACAAAACAUGAACCACGUUCAACAAACAAAAAAAAAAGAUUGAUAGAGGUGUCGAAAAGACAUCAUUUAUUAUAGAACGCGUUGAUUGUACAAUUCUUCUUCAUAUAAUGGAGAAAACCAUACCAACUAUAAACCAUUCAAAAUGUAUCGGAAAGAAAGUAUUUCACUGUGUUGAAGUCUUGAUUGAAAAAAAUUGAUAACUAUUUAAGUACACUAGUAGUAACUUGCCAUCGGAUCAUGUGAAAUCCUACUGCUGAACCUUUACAAACAGUGCGUGCAGCCCUGCUUGCUCGAUAAAAAUGUUCCAUUGAAAAUAACGAUCGAAAAUAUUGUAAAUUAAUAUA
Messenger RNA from Anopheles funestus (African malaria mosquito), 1639 nucleotides. RefSeq lists its product as uncharacterized. NCBI's taxonomy places the organism in Eukaryota, Metazoa, Arthropoda, Insecta, Diptera, Culicidae. The record is from RefSeq and is a predicted model, not a curated record. The coding region runs from base 1 to 765 and encodes 254 amino acids. The transcript has 3 exons.